AUGAGCUCGUCUGUGACGGAGAAAGAAUCUGUGCUGCCUGAAACCUCGGCAGGUGCGCCUGCCACGGCAUCGGAGCCUAUUUCGGACGUGAAGUCCGGUAAGGCUCGCGCUGAAGAUGACGAUGAUGACGAGGAGGAGGAGUACAAUGAGGAAGAGGAUGAAGACUUUAAUCGAUGUGGCUUGUUGGAAAUGACGUUGCGCGGCUUUUAG
Malassezia pachydermatis is the source of this 210-nucleotide messenger RNA. RefSeq lists its product as hypothetical. The record is from RefSeq and is a predicted model, not a curated record. The transcript has 2 exons. The coding region runs from base 1 to 210 and encodes 69 amino acids. NCBI's taxonomy places the organism in Eukaryota, Fungi, Basidiomycota, Malasseziomycetes, Malasseziales, Malasseziaceae.